Messenger RNA from Phyllostomus hastatus (greater spear-nosed bat), 1977 nucleotides. It is a transcript of the gene NEU1, whose product is annotated as neuraminidase 1. Gene Ontology annotation, molecular function: exo-alpha-sialidase activity. Bases 209 to 1459 code for a protein of 416 amino acids. Gene Ontology annotation, biological process: oligosaccharide catabolic process; ganglioside catabolic process. The transcript is spliced from 6 exons. Gene Ontology annotation, cellular component: lysosome; membrane; cytoplasm. The record is from RefSeq and is a predicted model, not a curated record. NCBI's taxonomy places the organism in Eukaryota, Metazoa, Chordata, Mammalia, Chiroptera, Phyllostomidae.
AAUAGGAGGGCUAGCUUAGAGGCGCUGAUGGGUCACUUUGGAGAGUCGGAGAGUUCCGGAGGCCAAUUUGAGUCCCGGAAGUGCAGCAGCACGGCUGCAGGAGGGGCGGCUUUGAUGACAGCUGAUUGUUUAAAGGGCGGGGGUCAGCUACUGACUCCAGCCCUGGUUUAGUCCUGGGGGCCAAGGUCGCAGUCACCGCGGGGGAGAAAUGACAGAGAAGCGACCUAGCACAGUGCUCCUUGGCGGACCCGGGGGACCACGGGUGCUGGGGUUCGGGGGGGUCUGUAGGAUACAGGUAUUUGCCGCGAUCUUCCCACUGCUGUUGUCUGCGGCAGUAUUCGGGGCUAGGGCAGAGAACGACUUCGGUCUGGUUCAACCGCUGGUGACCAUGGAACAGCUGCUGUGGGUGAGUGGGAGGCAGAUCGGCUCUGUGGACACUUUCCGAAUCCCGCUCAUCACAGCCACUCCUCAGGGCACUCUUCUUGCCUUUGCUGAAGCGAGAAAAAUGUCCACAUCGGAUGAGGGGGCCAAGUUCAUCGCUCUACGGAGAUCCAUAGACCAGGGCAGCACAUGGUCUCCUACAGCAUUCAUUGUGGAUGAUGGGGAGACCCCAGAUGGUCUGAACCUGGGAGCAGUGGUGAGCGAUACUGAAACGGGAGUGGUAUUCCUUUUUUACUCCCUAUGUGCUCACAAGGCUGGCUGCCAGGUGGCUUCCACCAUGUUGCUAUGGAGCAAAGAUGAUGGUGUUUCCUGGAGCCCGCCCCGGAACCUCUCCUUGGAUAUUGGCACUGAGAUGUUUGCUCCUGGACCUGGCUCUGGCAUUCAGAAACAACGGGAACCACGGAAAGGUCGGCUCAUCGUGUGUGGUCAUGGGACGCUGGAGCGGGAUGGGGUCUUCUGCCUCCUCAGUGAUGACCACGGCGCUUCCUGGCGCUAUGGCAGUGGGGUCAGCGGCAUUCCCUAUGGCCAGCCUAAGCGAGAAAAUGAUUUCAACCCCGAUGAGUGCCAGCCCUAUGAGCUCCCAGAUGGGUCAGUUGUCAUCAACGCCCGGAACCAGAACAACUACCACUGCCACUGCCGAAUUGUCCUCCGCAGUUACGAUGCCUGUGAUACACUGAGGCCCCGUGAUGUGACCUUUGACCCUGAGCUUGUGGACCCUGUGGUUGCUGCAGGAGCUGUAGCCACCAGCUCUGGCAUUGUGUUCUUCUCCAACCCAGCCCAUCCAGAGUUCCGAGUGAACUUGACCCUGCGUUGGAGUUUUAGCAAUGGUACCUCAUGGAGAAAAGAGACAGUCCAGCUCUGGCCAGGGCCUAGUGGCUACUCAUCGCUGGCAGCCCUGGAGGGCAGUGUGGGCGGGAAGAACCAGGCCCCCCAACUCUUCGUCCUGUAUGAGAAAGGCCGGAACCACUACACAGAGAGCAUCUCCCUGGCCAAAGUCAGCGUGUAUGGGACACUCUGAGUUGUACACCUGCCACAAGGGUAGAAGGCCCUGGACUCAGUCUUCAGGAUGAUGGGCCUAUGGAGGGUCUGCUGGACAUGCCUAAAAGACAGUUACACCUUCCUUUAGAUCCAGCCUUUUGCAAAAUCAGCUUUUCUUUGACAGGGAAAUCAUUCCGUUAGGACUAAAAGCCUGGCUGUUUCUCCCACACAGGAAGUCCUGCCCCCACCUGGGUGUGCUUCCUUUCCACAUUGCUGGGUCUGGCCCCAUACACUUUUUGCCCUCUCAAAACAAUGAUUGGUCCUUUCUUUGGGCAGGGCUAGGUGGGCCUGUAGAAUUGAAUAAAUGUGAACUUGAAAUUGGGGAAAGCUGAGCUUCCUCUCUGAGGUAAGAUACUAGCUUUGGAGAGGGUUGGUGAAGGGCCUGGGAGGGCAUGGUGUUUCUUUUCAGGUUAAGGGACUAGUAGCACCAUCAGCCUUGACUAUUUAUGGAUCAAAAUGUUUGUAACACAAAAUCUUUAAUGAAGAUGAAUGAACGGA